This is a messenger RNA of Pochonia chlamydosporia 170, 927 nucleotides long. RefSeq names its product RADC family protein. NCBI's taxonomy places the organism in Eukaryota, Fungi, Ascomycota, Sordariomycetes, Hypocreales, Clavicipitaceae. The record is from RefSeq and is a predicted model, not a curated record. The transcript has a single exon. The coding region runs from base 1 to 927 and encodes 308 amino acids.
AUGUCUCACCACUCAUACACUGGCUCCGGCCCCUACUGCUACGCCAACUCCUUCGCCAUGAUGAUGGGUGCAGAUGCCCCGUCCACGGCUGUCAUUGAGUUCGCAACCUGCAGCCCCUUUGGCAUGGAAGUCAUUGGCAAGGAACUCGUCUUCUUUGACCCUUAUGCCUGGGACCCAAUGCAGUCGUUUGAGGAUAUGCUCGUGGCUGCGGGGUGGACCUCCAAACUGACCGUUGGCAAAGAUGCGGACGAUGCACUUGCUUCUUUGAAGAAGGAACUUGAAAAGGGCCCCGUGUUCGUGGGACCCGUUGAGAUGGGAUACUUGCGAUAUCAGCCUGGGAAUAAUGGACCCAUGGGGGCGGAUCACUACGUUGUUGUGCUUGGGAUUGAAGGCGAUAGAGUGGACUUGCAUGAUCCCCAAGGUUUCCCGUACGCAACGAUCCCUGUGUCAGAGUUUCUGCAGUCCUGGAAGACUGAUUCCCUCGGCUAUGGGAAGUCGUACAUGAUGCGAAGCGAGUUCAAGCAGAUCCACAAGUAUACGGAGGAAGAAAUCAUCAGGCGGACUCUUCCCAACGCACGUAAGUGGCUCAGCAUGGCGGCUGUAAAAGACAGUGACAUGCCCCCAGGCUCAUGUGGCAAUGCCAAAGCAGCAGAGCGGCUAGCAGAGAUUAUUCAGACAAAUUUCCACCCGGGCGUCAAGAAUCCUCUCGUCUACUUUGCAGUGAGGGUUGGUGUGCGGCGUUUGGCGGAUGCCGCUACUUGCCUGGAGAGGAUUGGGGAAACCGAUGCUGCUGGGAUUAUGGCGAAGCAGGCGAGAUUGGUUGGUGCUUUGCAGUAUCCUUUGGUGGUGGGUGAUAAGGCGGGUGCGGUGAAGAUAUUGAAGGAGCUGGGACCGACGUAUGAUGAGCUGCGAGCUGCAUUGAAGUGA